AAGAGAGCCAGAGAGGGAGACUUUAAAGGGAGCCAGCGGAAUGUUAUCUCUCAAAUCAUCAGAGGCACGAGGACCAGCACGCGUGGCUGUAAGGAUGGCUGGAGCAAUGUUGUCCUAAUCUACGGGAAACAGAAAGGACAGCCUGAGACGACACUUUCUUAUCUAAUCGAUCUUAUCUGAGGACGCAUGUCCAUUGUUAUCCACACACGGGUCAGAGGGCAACACAUCUCCGAGCGAGCGUUACCGGUCCUGAUAUUUAUAUCCAUUCUGUAAUUCUGCUUACGGAAAUUUCAUGAUAGCCUAUAUCAACACAAAUCUUCGUUGCCGACUGCGUGGAAUUAGUGGCGAGGAAAGUAUUACUAAAAUAUGCUGUUGCUGAUGCUGAAAUAAAUAUUCAGAAAGCACAAUGGACAGAUGAGCAUGAAUCACUGACUGAAAACAGACUUGAUAAAAGGGAUUUGAGGGAAUAAAUUGAUUCUCAUCCAAUUCAUCAUCAACAGAGGGCAGUUAACAAUCAGUGCACCACUGAAGCCUUGAUCAAACGGAUCUGAAAAUGAUGCUGAGUCCCGAUCAGACGGAUCCUGACCUCACCUGGACACAACCGGACACGGAAUGUCUGAACGUCAUGAAGGUGCAGUGUGUGGCCCACGAGCCCUUAGAGGCCGAGGAUGGCAAGACUCGCGCGCUCGUGCCAGCCUCGCUCACCAGAGAGGAAAAGAGACGGAGGAGGCGCGCGACUGCCAAAUACCGUUCUGCGCAUGCCACGCGCGAGCGCAUCAGAGUGGAAGCGUUCAACGUAGCGUUCGCUGAGCUGAGAAAGCUGCUACCAACACUUCCACCCGACAAAAAGCUGUCCAAGAUCGAAAUACUUCGCCUAGCUAUCUGUUACAUGUCUUAUCUUAACCACGUUUUGGACGUUUAAACGAACAUUUACCAGUACCUUAAAACAAAACCCUACAAGUGUGCAUAAAAAAAUACUUUUAUAGACAUUGAGAAGUGGCAUAUUCCAGCUUUCACACAAAUAGCCUAUUAAAAAAAGAGAGGUAACCCCCAAAAUGGGUAACACUUUAUAAUUACUUUCAAAAAUAGGCUAUGUUUUGUUGUCUGUCCCCACUAAUUACGAAAAAGGAAAUCGGUACAAAGGGAUGGAAGUCUUUUAGUUACUAUAAAACAUUAGCUACCGAAAUUUUUACGUAUCGCAAUAAGUGAAGCUUGUUGUUUUUGAUAGCUACCUACUGUAGUUUUGGAUAGCUUUUCAAAGAUUAGCUAUCCUGUUCAACAUCCCACAUCAUGAGCACUAGUAAUGAGGUGUGGAGAGAUUUGACUUGGGUUGGAUCUUAAUAGGCUACAUCACAUAAACGAAACAAAUAUUUAUCUUUCGCAACCUUGUUAUAAAUCAAGCUGAUUUUACAGGCGUGUGGAGAAAUGUAUAGGCUACUUCUGUGUGCUGGAACAAAUCGUAA
Sinocyclocheilus rhinocerous is the source of this 1463-nucleotide messenger RNA. RefSeq names its product helix-loop-helix protein 2-like. The transcript has 2 exons. Bases 554 to 922 code for a protein of 122 amino acids. Lineage: Eukaryota; Metazoa; Chordata; Actinopteri; Cypriniformes; Cyprinidae. Gene Ontology annotation, molecular function: DNA-binding transcription factor activity, RNA polymerase II-specific; protein dimerization activity; RNA polymerase II cis-regulatory region sequence-specific DNA binding. Gene Ontology annotation, biological process: regulation of transcription by RNA polymerase II. The record is from RefSeq and is a predicted model, not a curated record.